AAACAAGAAACACAAACAAAUACCGGCGAUAUUGUAUUACAACAGCAACAACAAUCAACAGAAAUUGAUCGUACAAUGUUUUUACAAUCAAUUUCUGUUCAUCAACAAAAUUUAAAAGCAGAAAAUUCAACAAUGAUAUUCUCAUCACCAUCUACACAAAAUUCAACAACAACAACAACAUUCGAUGAACAACAUUCACAUGGUAUGGAUGAUCUUUUACAACAACACCAACAACAACAACAGACAUCAUCAUCAUCGGAAUCAUCAUCAACGAUAACAAAAACAACGACUACAUCGACACCAUCGAUAGUUAGUGCGGCUACUGUAACAUCAAUGUAUCAUCGUGCUGCGGCAGCAGCAGCGGCGGCUGCGGCUGCUGCCGCUUCUGUAAAUGUUGGUGGUGGUGGUGGUGGU
Messenger RNA from Dermatophagoides farinae (American house dust mite), 414 nucleotides. The record is from RefSeq and is a predicted model, not a curated record. Lineage: Eukaryota; Metazoa; Arthropoda; Arachnida; Sarcoptiformes; Pyroglyphidae.